AUGAGCAGUUAUGAAUAAUUCUUGCUAUUGAUUAAGUUAAUAACAAACACAUAGCUCUAUUAUGACAGAAUUGUGAAUGAUAAAAAAUUACUAUCAAAACAUAUAUUAGAAUUCAAAUAAAAAAUAUAUCACUUAAUAUUCUCGUUGAUUAAAUUUAAAUCUUAAGAGUUUCAAAAAGAAGUUUUCGAAUUGAUUUUAUAAUAGAAGUAAAAGAUUAUGAUGCCAUUUAAAAAAUGAUUUAAGAUACUUCUAAUGCAUAGACAUUCUUAAAUGGUUAUUGUAAUGGGAAGGUAGAGUUUUCAAUUAUUUUUGGGAAGCAAAUUAAUUUGCAAAAGAAAGAGUCACGCUAACUAAAGAUGAUUUUAAUCCUUAAUUAAAUAUGACUUGGGAUACUGAGAAAGAAUAGAGAGGAUCUCAUUAUCAUAGAUAUGAUUAUUAUUUUCCAAGAAAUUUUGAGGGGUUUGGGUUAAAUACAAAAAAUUAUGGACCUAAUUAAGAUUGGAUCUAAAUGGAUGUUAAUCCUGAAGAAUGGAUAAUUAUGUAACAUGGUAAUUCAAUAGUGAGAAAUAAUUUUAUAGGUAGUCCAAAUAAUGAUUAUUCGUUCGAAAAAUUUACAAAUGAAUUUAAUAGAGGUUUAUUAUUAGGAAAUGGAAUGUAUUUCAGAUGA
Molecule: messenger RNA, 667 nt
Organism: Paramecium sonneborni
Lineage: Eukaryota; Ciliophora; Oligohymenophorea; Peniculida; Parameciidae
Source: the annotation of a GenBank genome assembly